AUGGUCAGGUAAUUUAGUUUUUUUUUGUAAAAUACGUGGGUGGUCUUUGUUCGAGAAAUUAGCCGCUGAACAAACCUUUAACACAAAUAAAAAUAGAAUUUCAAUUUCAUUUUAAUCGGUUUUUUUCAAGAGCUUUUCUUAAUUUUAUUUCCAAGAUCAAAGUUCCAAAAAAGAGAAAUGAGAACAAUGCACGAAACAAUGUUUCCGAUUUUCUGGUUGGUGAAUAAUUGCAUGACUAUUUAUCACAAACAUUCUACUCAAGUACAUAAUAAAUUUUUCUCAUGUUUUUUUUUGGAAAUUUUUUUUGGAAAAAGUAUUUUUCCACAAUAAAAUUCAAAUGGACCUUCAUUGAAUUUUCUUCUUUUUUUUCUCGCUGUGUUUGUUCCACGUCAAUGAAUAUUUGAUUAGUUUACUUUUCAAUUUCUCUUUUUUUCUCAUAUUUCAACUCAAGUUCCACUUUUUUUUCAUUUUCAAUUUUCAUGUUUUUGGUGUCUCGACCGACAACAACAAAAAAAGGAUAAUUAGAUUUGGCGCCCUUCCAAUUGAUGUUUGGCGUUUUUGUCGUUUAGAAACCUUUUUUUCUGACAGAUUUACUGGAUUCGCGACAAUUCUUUUUCCGAUUUAUGAUGUCAUCCACUUUUUUUCACAAAAAAAAACAGAAUAAAAUUCCCAUAAUUAAAGUAUAUUUAUAUAUUGUUUUUCUUUUUUUUCUCUCUUGAAAUUUUUUUUGGUGUUGAAAAAAGUGGGCGUGGCUUCGUCGUUCAGAUUUCGAUAGAUUUAUGUCUCAUUUUUUUCAUUUCCGAAAAAUCAAAGAAAAAUGAAGUGGUUUGUAUUAUGGGACACAUGGGAACCCUUCAAAAUGCUAAUUUUCUUUUUUUUCCCAAAUAUAUUUUCCCGUGCUCUUUUACCAACUAAAAAUCUUUGCACUUUUUAUUUCGCGCUUUUUUCGGGAUUGAGGGAAAAAUCGUUUUUAAUAAUAAAUUUUCUCGUUUCCGUUCGUACUUCAAAAAAUAUAUAUCUACUUUUUUCUGGAAAAAACCUUUUUUUUAUGGAAAUUUGUCUCAUUAUUCAUGUUUUUUCUAGAAAAUGGACGCAUUGAAAGAAGCUGAAAUUCGAGAAGUUUUCAAAGAGUUUGAUAAAAAUGGCGAUGGACGAAUUACGAGACAUGAAUUAGAGGUUUGAAUUUUUAUGUUUUUCAAAAGGGUACUGUACUUUGCGCUAGUCUACAGCCCGAAAAUUUUUUGUAUCUGUGAAGUUUAAAGGGACAUGCACUUGUUCCGCUGUUCCAUGGAAUAUUGCUCAAAUUAUACUCAUGUAAACAAUCACGAUAUCUACAGUAAUCUAGAAGUGAUAAAAAUAGCAAGGGACUUACAGUAAUCCUUGUUGUAUAGUAAUCAAUAUUAUACAUAAAUUCAGAAGAACAUACACUAUCUUCCAUCUAUAUCAACAGUAGCCAAAUCCCUCCAUUUUUCUACAGUUUUCAUCAUAUUUAAUUCAUCAUUGAUUUAGGUUGCACUACUUCAAUUGGGUGAAAAAGCAUCAAAUUCAAAAAUUGAGGAAAUGAUUCAACAAGCUGAUUUGGAUGGUAAGAAACAAAAAUUUUUCUGAUUUAUUUCAUAACUUUAUUUAUUUCUCAAAAAAGUUUCAAAAUAUUUCAUGCUUCACUAAUUUUCACGUGUUUUUCUUUUUUCUCGCCCCCAAAACCGGAAACUUUUCCACCUUUUUUUACUUAUAGUAAAUAUCCGGUUUCCUUACACAUUUUUUUAAAACUUUUUUUUUUGCAGGAAACGGAUGUAUCGAUAUUGACGAAUUUUUGAAUGUUUUACGUCGACAAAUUUGUGAUCCAAAAGAAGAAAAAGAAUUGAGAGAUGUUUUUAAUGUAAGAAAGAUUUCAUAAAUGUUCAAGAAUUAAAAAAUGUUUCAUAGGUUUUCGACAAAAAUGGUGAUGGUGUAAUAUCGAUUGAUGAUUUGAUAUUUGUAAUGUGUCAAUUGGGUGAACAAUUAACAGAACAAGAAGCAAAAGAAAUGAUUAGACAAGGAGAUUUGGAUCAUGAUGGACUUAUCGAUUUUCAGGGUAUAUUUACAUUUACCAUAUGAUUAUUUUCUGAAAAUCCUAUUUUUUCAGAAUUCGUCAACAUAAUCAAAGGACAACAAUAA
Caenorhabditis angaria is the source of this 2157-nucleotide messenger RNA. Lineage: Eukaryota; Metazoa; Nematoda; Chromadorea; Rhabditida; Rhabditidae. The record is from the annotation of a GenBank genome assembly.